This is a messenger RNA of Armigeres subalbatus, 1179 nucleotides long. RefSeq lists its product as uncharacterized. Bases 1 to 1179 code for a protein of 392 amino acids. Lineage: Eukaryota; Metazoa; Arthropoda; Insecta; Diptera; Culicidae. The record is from RefSeq and is a predicted model, not a curated record. The transcript has a single exon.
AUGAAGCCCGUUACCAGGAACGCAGAUUCCCUGAAGAGUUUGACAGCAAGGCUGAAGGGGUUUACAUUAGCUUUAAGUAACAUUAGCCAGUAUGUUACGAACUUUAAGGAGGGUCGCGAACCUGUCGCUCAAAUUAAUGUUUGUCUCGAGAAGUUAGAUGUAUUGUGGGUUCAGAUAAGUGAGGAAAUCUGGGAAAUACAAGCGCACGAGGACUUCACGGAGCCUGAAGGUUUACAGAGGGAGCAGUUGGAGAUGGAGAACCGCUACUCCGAUGCGAAAUCGUUUCUGGUGGAGAAAGUGGGAGAGGUUCAGCAUAAUUCCGUCCAGAACCAGUCGACUCGUCCUGGAGAUGUCACUCUACGUUUUGGUAUGGACCACGUUCGCCUACCUCAAAUCCAGCUGCAGAGUUUCGACGGGAACAUCGACGAUUGGCUCAGCUUCAGGGAUUUCUACACAUCUCUGAUCCAUGAGAAGGCAGACCUACCCGAUGUGGAGAAAUUCCACUAUCUCAAGGGGUGCUUAGCAGGCGAAGCUGAGGCACUAGUCGAUCCGCUUAAGAUCACGAAGGACAACUACCAGGUUGCGUGGCAGUCGUUGCUGAAACGGUACAACAACAGCAAGCUUCUACGGAAGAAGCAAGUGCAGGCUCUCUUCAAACUGUUGUCCCUCACCAAGGAGUCAAUCGCGGAUCUUCACAGGCUGGUCGAUGGAUUCGAUCGUGUGAUUCUGACCCUGGAUCAGAUCAUCCAACCAGCCGAAUACAAAGAUCUGUUGCUAGUCGAAUAUCUAAGUGCUCGUCUCGACCCGAGCACACGACGAGGAUGGGAGGAGCACUCGUCAAUGAAGGAUCAGGACACCGUAAAGGACUUGCUUGAGUUCCUGCAGCGGAGAAUCUAUGUUCUCGAAGCUUUACCAACGAAGGUGGAGUCAAAAGUCUUCGAGCAGUCACCACAACGCAGAAGAAUGCCAUAUUCACCGAAGGUCAGCAAGAACGCCGUACAGUCGUACAACACGAAGUGUCCGCUGUGUGCGGAAAUCCAAGGACUUCACACAUGUCCAUCGUUUCUAAGGAUAUCGUUGUCUAGUCGGGAGUCGUUUUUGCUCGAAGCAUCCCAAUUGCUUCAAACGUGGUCACAUAGCUCGGGAGUGCACGUCAAAGUUCUCCUGUCGGCAUUGUAG